GUUUGGUCCGCUUUGUUUGACAGGUUUCCCCAACUUUGGUCGUGUUCUGCUUUCCUUCCGGUGUUGCUUUUGUGGUGCAUAACUAAAACUGAUCCCGCGAGAAUGGUGCAAGAUCGUUCUUUGAAUAUCACGACUGUUACGGCGCGUGACAUCCGCUGGCCAACGUCCUUGGGGGCACACGGUUCUGAUGCAAUGCACACGGAUCCGGAUUACUCUUGCGUUUACGUCACGAUUGCGACGGUCGAGGGACCUGUUGGGUACGGCAUGACGUUUACUCUUGGCCGCGGGACCGACAUAGUACUGCUGGCCGUCCGUGCUAUGAAGCGCCUGGUUGAGGGUCGCACGACGGCCAGCAUUUACGAGCGAUUCGGUCAGUUUUGGCGUGAGCUAACGAGCGAAUCGCAGCUUCGAUGGAUUGGACCAGAGAAAGGUGUUACCCACCUGGCGGUGGCCGCCAUCGUUAAUGCCCUGUGGGACCUGUGGGCCAAGAUCCGAAACGUUCCCGUCUGGCAGUUGUUGGUGGAAAUGGAACCGGCGGAGCUUGUUUCAACAAUAGAUUUCCGCUACAUCGAAGACGUUAUCACGCCAAAGGAAGCAAUAGCGAUGUUGGAGCAGAACAAGGCAUCCCGCUAUGAUCGCAUGCAGCAUUUGAUGGAGCGUGGUUAUCCCGCAUAUACUACACAAAUAGGUUGGAUGGGCUACAGUGAUGAAACGAUACGUGGGUUGUGCAGAAAAUACCUCGCUGCUGGAUUUAAAGCGUUCAAAAUGAAAGUAGGACAGGAUUUGGACAGUGAUAUCAAACGGUGCCGGUUGGUGCGUGAAGAAAUUGGCUGGGAGAAUAAAUUUAUGGUUGACGCAAAUCAAACUUGGGACGUCCCAACUGCAAUUGAGUGGGUGAGAAAACUCAAGGAAUUCAAGCUGCUUUGGAUAGAAGAACCAACAUCCCCAGAUGAUAUUCUUGGGCAUGCAAAGAUUGCUGACGCUCUAAGAGAACAUGGUAUCGGAGUGGCAACUGGAGAGAUGUGCUGCAAUCGAGUGAUGUUCAAGCAAUUUAUGCAAGCAAACGCACUCGAGUUUUGCCAGAUCGAUUCAGCUCGCAUUGGUGGAGUCAAUGAAAUCCUAUCGGUCUAUCUGAUGGCCAAGAAACUGAAUGUAAAAGUUUGCCCUCAUGCUGGAGGUGUUGGACUCUGCGAGAUGGUGCAGCACUUGCAGAUGUGGGACUAUUGCUCGGUGUCGUGUACGAUGGAAGAUCGAUUGGUGGAGUUUGUUGAUCAGCAACAUGAUCAGUUCGUGUACCCAGCAACCAUUAACGAAAAUGCCUGUUAUGUUGCACCACGUGCUCCAGGCUAUUCAACUGAGCUGAAAGAUGAAGCUAUUGUGCAGUUCGAGUAUCCAAAUGGAUCGGAAUGGAAACGCAUGUUUGGUGAAGGUCUUUUCAAACCAGAAAACUACUGAAAUAUGAUAAUAAUCUAAACCUAUCAAAAUGUUAAAAUAUUUCAAUGAAUAAAUGUGGUUAAUCACGUGGGUAUUGCAGGGUACAAUGGUGAUUUACAACUUGUGUUAUUCCCACUCACGUUAACCAGCAUGUUGGUCGAAUAAAACUGCUUGGA
This is a messenger RNA of Anopheles coustani, 1610 nucleotides long. RefSeq names its product mitochondrial enolase superfamily member 1-like. The record is from RefSeq and is a predicted model, not a curated record. The coding region runs from base 103 to 1455 and encodes 450 amino acids. Gene Ontology annotation, biological process: carbohydrate catabolic process; amino acid catabolic process. The transcript is spliced from 8 exons. NCBI's taxonomy places the organism in Eukaryota, Metazoa, Arthropoda, Insecta, Diptera, Culicidae. Gene Ontology annotation, molecular function: L-fuconate dehydratase activity; magnesium ion binding.